Drosophila arizonae is the source of this 1194-nucleotide messenger RNA. It is a transcript of the gene Bsg, whose product is annotated as immunoglobulin domain-containing protein Bsg. Gene Ontology annotation, molecular function: cell-cell adhesion mediator activity. Gene Ontology annotation, biological process: axon guidance; dendrite self-avoidance; homophilic cell-cell adhesion. The record is from RefSeq and is a predicted model, not a curated record. Gene Ontology annotation, cellular component: axon; plasma membrane. NCBI's taxonomy places the organism in Eukaryota, Metazoa, Arthropoda, Insecta, Diptera, Drosophilidae.
AUUAAACAUCAUGCAGCGAGCAUCAUUGAGAAUGAUAGCGAUGAAUCAUCGGAGUUUGCACUUGCAACCACGCCGAUCGUCUACUACGGCGACGCGAUUGUCAAUAUCGGUGAGCCGUUUUCGAUAACGUGCGUCAUACCGAUAACUGAGCGGAUACACUGGCUAAAGAAUGGGGAGUCAAUAACGCGCCACAAUUUGCGGCACGGUCACGACGAGCACUCCUAUACACUGUCGGAGAGCGCCAUCGAAGGCGAGAAGCACAAGAUCGAGGCACAUCUGAAGGUGCGGCACGCCCUAAAGGUGCACGAGGGUCGUUAUCAGUGCAACAACAACAAAAAUCAUCGUCGCGACAGCGGCUUUCACAUGCUGCACGUGCACAACAAGCAGCAGCAAUCGGAGACGCCCACAGAGAGCGGCUAUCGAACUAUCGAUGAGCUGACGCCCAGCUCGGCCGAUGAGAUAUUUACGCGGACGUGGCAGGAGCAACAGCAGCCGCAACGGGGCUCGGAGUCGCCGUCCCUAUCCUCCGCCAAGCAGCACAAUCAGCAACAAGGCAAUGCCACAAGUCACAGCUUUGGCUUUGGCUAUGGCAGCUACGAGUCGCAGCAGCCGGCGACAACGCGUAGAUACAACGAAUUGAGCACGUGGCAUGCCACAACAACAGGUGACGGCGGCCAGGCGGGUGUCAAUGGCAUUCAUCGCAUUUAUUCAGCCACGCCGCCAGAUUUUCCACCACCCCGCCUGAGUCUGCUGGAGCAUACGGUGGCGCCACCCGAGCCGCCCACCAUACAGCUGUACAAUCAAACGAUGCCGAUUUAUCGAACGCCUAUCGACACUGCCACAGCGCAUCAUCGAGCGCAGCAUCAUCAGCAACAGCAACUAAACAAUUUUCAACUGCCGCUGCCGCCGCAGCCAAUGCAACCUACGCAGCAUCAUAAUGAGAAAUAUCAAACAUAUUCACCGCAAUUUGUGCCGCCUGCAGUGGGUGGCGGCGGUGUUGGUGUUGGUGUUACCGUUGCAACAGCGCCCACAGCGCAGACAGCGCUAACAACCAGCUACAGCAACAACAUCGGUUUAAUGCAGCAGCCAAAGACGUUCUUGCCUAUUAAAAAGGGUGAGCCACAUACACUCACACGCAUUCACACUCACAGCUCAUCGAAAAAAUACGCAUACAAACAUACUGACACCCCAUGA